This is a messenger RNA of Laccaria bicolor S238N-H82, 906 nucleotides long. RefSeq lists its product as uncharacterized. The record is from RefSeq and is a predicted model, not a curated record. Lineage: Eukaryota; Fungi; Basidiomycota; Agaricomycetes; Agaricales; Hydnangiaceae. The transcript is spliced from 2 exons. The coding region runs from base 1 to 906 and encodes 301 amino acids.
AUGGCAAAGAAAGCUGCAGCCCGAAGCCACGCAUCCAAAUCCGAGUCGAAAAACGCCCAUCUCUCUUUAGUUCUGGCAGCUGCUCAUGCAGUUCUAGGUAUUCUUCAUCGAAACGAUCUGCCCUGCGCAGUCUUUGGAAGUUUGGCGUGUAAGAUGUACGGAAGCGUUCGGUGUCCCAAGGACGUAGAUCUUCUCGUCUUUCCGCCGUACCAAACCGAUACCCUUGCGGAGGACAUCAAACGCCUCAUCGUCGACAGCUCUCCCCGGCACUUCUUCCUCACACUCCCACGAGACCCCGCAGCAACGUACAGGAUUCUCCACUUCCGCGAGCUUUAUGGAGGCCCGGACUGUAAAGUCGACAUCCUGAUUCCGGGGAUUAUGCACCUACCCUCCAUCCAUAAAUGUCGCAUUGUGUUCCGCGAGAACAUUCCCUUGCUCCCUUUCGCUUUUAUCCUUCUACACAAGCUGCAAGGAUGGGAUGACCAUCGGAAUUCAGAGGAAACGCACAAGAAGGGGAAGCAGCACCAGGACGCAGGCGAUUUGAGGCGGAUGAUGGCGUUGGCGAGCACCGAAAUUGGAAUGACGGAUUCGAGGGGGGAGCGCAUAACGAUAUGGGAUGACGAGGAAUUGUUUGGAGAGGAAUUUAUGCGGUUAACGCGGGAGAGGGUGGUGCAAUACUGCAAGGCGUUUCCGGAUCGGAAGGAUGGGUGGGAAGCUCUUGGAUUUGAGACUGAAGGAGCCCUUGAGUUGAGAGUGGGGGUAUUAACGAUUGUCGACGCGGAGAAGGACUCUGAGUCACCGCUUCGGACAUCUUUAAACCUGGGGAACCGCGAGGCGCUGCAAUUUGAGGUUGAGGAGGCUAUCGAGUUUCAAUUGGGGGCCUUGACGAUUGGCGACGUGAAAUAG